Molecule: messenger RNA, 3222 nt
Organism: Artibeus jamaicensis (Jamaican fruit-eating bat)
Lineage: Eukaryota; Metazoa; Chordata; Mammalia; Chiroptera; Phyllostomidae
Gene: ZFAND2A
Product: zinc finger AN1-type containing 2A
Exons: 5
Coding region: 306-740 (144 amino acids)
Biological process (GO): protein targeting to ER; proteasome-mediated ubiquitin-dependent protein catabolic process
Cellular component (GO): cytoplasm; endoplasmic reticulum
Molecular function (GO): zinc ion binding
Source: RefSeq, a predicted model, not a curated record
AGUGUCGUCACCGGGCGCGCGGGAACAGUGGAGUGUAGGCAGCUCUCACUCAUGUCGGUAGCGAAUAAAUGCCAGGGACCCCGGAGCGGCGAGAUGCUGCGCUCUUCCGCGGGCUCGGAUUGGAAAGGGUCACCGCUCGGGUCCAGUUUUCUUCUUUUCGACCUUGUACCUCAGGGCUGACCACGGAGGGGGCGGCCCAGCUCCGCGUCUGCGCCACCUUCGGCCCGUCUCCGCGACUGUCGGGGCUUCCCAGGAAAGCCAGGUGACCCCGCCCCUGCGGCUGCUCUUCCCACUUGUGUCUCACCAUGGAGUUCCCGGGCUUGGGGAAGCAUUGCUCAGAGGAGACGUGCAAGCAGCUAGAUUUUCUUCCACUAAAAUGUGACACAUGUGAACAAGAGUUCUGUAAGGAUCAUUUUGCUUAUGCUGCACAUAAGUGCCCCUUUGCAUUCAAGAAGGAUGUUCAGGUCCCCGUGUGCCCGCUCUGCGACCGCCCGAUCCCAGUAAAAAAGGGAGAGAUACCAGAUGCUGUGGUUGGCGAACACAUCGAUAGAGAUUGUAAGCUCCGUCCUAGGAAGGAGGAGAAGAUUUUCACGUACCGGUGCUCAAGAGGCGGGUGUAAGAAGAAGGAGAUGUUGCCGGUGGCUUGUGACCAGUGCGGCGGCAACUUCUGUCUUCAGCACAGACACCCCCUGGAUCACAGCUGUGCACGUGGGCGCAGCCCCAUCAGCCUCCCCGGGUGAGGAGCCGUCCUGGCUGUGAUGUGCUGGCCGCACACCUGCUGUGACAGGGGCCAAACCAGCUCCGUCUGCCGAACCUGCGCCACGGAGAGGGGAGAGCAGCCUGCGCAGUGCUCUCUGCUGGGUGGUGGUGGACGAUAGGUAUUUGCCGUAGGAGUUUGCGUGAAUAUGUUUUCCAUUAAGGCUGGACUUUAGCUUGAAGUGGAGUCCAGCUGUCUUGUUUCCCGGGGCUUCCAGAUGAAGAACCACUGCUGGGGUGGCCUCAACGACAGGAGUUCCUCACCCCUCAGUAUAGAGGCUGAAGCUGAGGUCAAGUGUCUUGGGCUGGCUCCCCUGAAGGAUCUCAGGGAGGGUCUGUCCCAAGCCCCUCUCUUUGCUGCUGGUGGGUGCCACCAGGCCUUGGGAUUCCUUGGCUUGCGGACACAUCCCCUGAUCUCUGUCUUCAUGUUCACGUGGCAUUCUCCCUGUGUUCGGAUGCCCACUCUCCGUAACAAGGCCGGCCGUGUUGAACUGUGGUCCCACCCCCCCCCACCCCACUGUGAACGCAUCCUGAUCAAGUACACCUGCGGUGGCCCCACUUCCACAUGAGGUCAGUCUCAGGUUCCAGGGGUUAGGACCUCAACCCACCAUUUUGUGGACACAGUGGAACCCACUCACUACUAAUGUUAACCAGAAGUACCUUCCUCAAGUCAGUAGAAAAUCUGCCUACAUUUGCUGUUGAAUAAAAAUAGAAGUGAGUUACUUUCUCCACUAUGUCGUGCUGUCCCCCCAGGUAUAUGCCGCCCCCACCCUCAGCUUCCCUGCAGCACUGGUGGCUGAGUGUGGGUCAUCCUUUCCGUGUGGGGUUCAGCUCCGAGUGUCAGGUGCUCUGAAUCCAAACCGGCAGGCACUUUGAACGCACUGGCUUCCUGUUAGCCAGCUUAGUGACUCCGGGGUGAGUCUAGAUGGCACAUGUGGUCAGUCAUGCUUGUGUUGGGUGUGGCAGUCCCUCAUCCCCGUAGCAAAUGCUGAAAGGCCAUUGCAGUGCGGCUGCUAGCUGGCCGUCGGAAUGGCCCCCGGGGGUGUGGCUGAGCAUGCACAGGGAGCAUCUGGACCCCAGGCUUCUCGAGCCCCGGGGCCCAUGUGCAGUGUGCUCCAGCUCAGGUGUCCCUGCGCAGGGACAUGGCGGAACGGUCUCUGAAGUGCCCUGUCUGGCCUGUUCCUCUGUGAUCCACCCUUCUGGGGGCGAACUGGGAUGAAUCUGAAGGUCUUUCGUUCUCUUUCGGGCCAGAAAUAAAGAGAUGGCCUGUAUCUGUUCAAGCUGCACACCAGCUUAUUGUUUGUUUUUGAAUACUCUCUCUGUUUUGUGUGUACCUCUGGCACUUCCAUACUUCUCACAGCAAAGGUCUGAAACUCUUUCAAGUUUUCCAGCAAAAUGCAUAAAUCCUUUUUGCAAACUCAGCCAUGAGAGGGGCAUUCUAAGGUGGGUUAUGCUGCUCUAACACUGUCCCUCCAAAGACUGUAAAAUAAAACAGCUUAAAGAGCAAAGGGGCUGGGUGUCAGACCAGAGGGUGGCUCUGCCCAGGGCUGCAAUUUUCUGAAGUCUCAUCACUGAAAGAGCAGAUGGCUGGUCAAACUCCGGUUUCAUCAUGAAGCUUCUGUCGUGACAUGGCGGUCACCUCAGGAAAGGGGGAGGACUUCCACCCACCUUGUUAAAUAAGGGUCCUGGUCCAGAGGCGGCCCCCAGCCCACUUCCCCGACUCCCCUGAGAGGACUGUCCUGGGACCACACUGACUCCAAGCGUUAGACCUAAACCAGCAACCUCAGUAUGUGGCUCGAGAACUCUUGCUUCCUGGGCCCUCGGGUGUUAGGAAGUGGGGGAAGCAAAAUGCCACCUGAGCUGGGAUUUGAUGCUGACCCACUGAUCAUUCAGCUCUGUGUCCCACACAUGCAUUGCCCUGGGUGGACAGACCCUAGUAGUUACUCUCUCUUCUGGUUUCAUAGCCUCAAAAUACUACAAGGGAAGGGCCUAUAUUCAGUGUCUGCUGUACAAGUAGUUGGUCAGAGCUCUUUCUGCAGUCGUCUCGGUGUGAUUUGUUCUGGACCUGCAGUUCUCCAGCCUUCGAAUGCAUUAGAAUCGCCCAGAGGCCCUGGGGGUACUAUGGGUGCUACCCCCAGUGUGAGCCCAGGGGCUGGCGUGGACCCUUCCAACGUGCGCCCAGGUGAAGCUGCCACUGCUGCUUCGGGGACCACUUCCUGUGCUGGGGUCCACUGUGCGGUCACAGCAGGUGCUUCACCAAACAUGCCAAAGGUGGUCAGCGCAUCCGCUGCACUUGAACUUAAGGUUGAAACUAUUGAUUCAGUUACUAGAAAACUUCAGAGCAUGUUAGGAACUUGGGUAUGUGGAUCUUUCUGAACUCUACAUUCUAUGAAAUUUGAGUACAGACCAGGUCUCUCAUAGAAAUUACUGUCCAAACAGAGUAAAACACUGGGCUUUGAAAACAGU